Rotaria sordida is the source of this 342-nucleotide messenger RNA. NCBI's taxonomy places the organism in Eukaryota, Metazoa, Rotifera, Eurotatoria, Philodinida, Philodinidae. The record is from the annotation of a GenBank genome assembly.
AUGAGUUCAGUUGUAAAUUGGGAAUUAUUUCCAAUAAAAUCAACAUUAUUAGAUGCUUUAAAAUGUUUAACAUCAGAACAAAUUCAAUCUAUAUCAACUUAUACAUUUGUACAUAAUCAAGCUGUAUGGAAAGGUUUUCCAGAUUUAUUUGUAUGGAAUCCAAUAUUAAAAAAAUGCAAAUUUGUUGAAGUUAAAAGUCAUAAUGAUCGACUUUCAUAUCAUCAAAUAGUUUGGCUUGAUAAAUUAGUUGAAUUUAAAAUUGAUUGUGAAGUAUGUAAAGUUAGUGCAAUAGGUUCAAAAAAAUCAUUACAACGAACAUCAUCGACUAUUGAAUUAGAUUAA